Capsella rubella is the source of this 2044-nucleotide messenger RNA. RefSeq names its product YTH domain-containing family protein 2. Lineage: Eukaryota; Viridiplantae; Streptophyta; Magnoliopsida; Brassicales; Brassicaceae. The coding region runs from base 298 to 1830 and encodes 510 amino acids. Gene Ontology annotation, biological process: mRNA destabilization. The transcript is spliced from 9 exons. The record is from RefSeq and is a predicted model, not a curated record. Gene Ontology annotation, molecular function: mRNA binding. Gene Ontology annotation, cellular component: cytoplasm.
CUUUCUUCUUCUGUGUUUUGAUUUUUUCAUCUUUUUUAUUUCUUCUUCUUCUUCUUCUUUGAUGACUUCUGAUGUUCCAAAAUAUCCUCGUAAAUGUACUCUCUCUCUUUCCCACGCCCACACGUGUCUAGUUUAGCCUAUCUUCUUCUUACAACUCUUUUAUUUAACUUUUGCGUUUGACCUUUAUCUGAACCCUCUAUGAAAGUGUGUGUGUAUAUAAGUGUAUAGUGCUCUGUUUCUUGUGAUUAGACUCAUAUGUCUUAUCUUCAGUAAUAUUUAUAAGAACAUGUUUCAGAUAUGGUGAAGAAUCUUAGAGUGGAUCCUCUUGCUAAGGUCUCUGCUUCCACCACUUCCAUGGUUUCUGCAAAAGAGAAAAGGAAUCAAUCGGAGCCAUAUUAUGAAACUCUUGAGACAUAUCAAGGCCUGCCUUGUCCUUAUGGUGGCUACUAUGGAUUCUACUAUCCAGGUCUUGAUGGUUCAGUUGGAGAAGCAAAGGAUAACGGAUACUACGGUUAUGGAACAGAUGUUCAGUACCCGGUUAUGCAAGGGGAAAAUGGAUCUUUGAUCUACAUGAUGCCAGGGUUUCAAUCUUAUGAUGCUAGCCAAACUUAUAUGCCUAUAAGUCCUGUUGGUGUAUCGAGUCAGGCGCUUCAUUCGCCCAUGUAUGCAGCUCAGGGUUAUUAUCAGAACCAGUUUGGUUAUGGAGAUGUUUCAUCCCCCACCUAUCUAUGGGACCCUGUUGGUGACAAGUAUGUGUAUGGCGUUGCUUCAAAUACCCACCAACCCUUGAAACAGAACAUAUCUUCUUCAAGUCAUAACCAUAACAAUUAUUACUCAAGGAGCAAGAACCCCUUCCCCGGUCACACCAUGGGAGAUCGUCCCAAAACACCGCGAAAAGCGUUACAGAACAGCUAUGCUCCACCCCCUCUGCAUAAUCAAGAAAAAGGUGGCUUCGCAUACCCAAUGGACCCGGUGAAGAAAAAGUCUGGAUCCUUAAACCGUGAUGAAACGGACAAGGCGAAAGCAAGGAACAGAGAAAAUGGGAAUAGCACGAGCAACUUAUCAAGUGGUCACGAUCAUAUUACCGAUGGAGAAUGUGAGUCUUGUUCGUUGGAUGCUCAAGGGAAUGAAAGAAGCAAAGGUGUUGGUUCUGUUAUCGUAAGGGAUCAGUAUAACCUCCCUAGCUUUCAGACCAAAUACGAGGAAGCAAUGUUUUUUGUGAUAAAAUCUUAUAGCGAAGACGACAUACACAAGAGCAUCAAGUACAAUGUCUGGUCUAGUACUCUCAAUGGGAACAAGAAGUUAGACAGUGCAUAUCAAGAAUCUCAGAAGAAGAUUGCAGAGAAAAAUGUGAAGUGCCCGGUUUUCCUAUUCUUCUCGGUGAAUGCAAGUGGCCAAUUCUGCGGUGUUGCUGAAAUGGUUGGGCGAGUGGAUUAUGAGAAAAGCAUGGAGUUUUGGCAACAAGAUAAGUGGACUGGCUAUUUUCCAGUCAAGUGGCACAUGAUCAAAGAUGUUCCAAACCCGCAAUUACGACAUAUAAUACUUGAGAACAAUGAGAACAAGCCUGUAACCAAUAGCAGAGACACACAAGAGGUGAGGUUGCCCCAAGGAAAUGAAGUGUUGAACAUCUUCAAGACCUAUGCAGCAAAGACAUCUAUAUUAGAUGAUUUCGAUUUUUAUGAAAACAGAGAGAAGGUUAUGGUACAGAAGAAGCUAAGGUUCCCUCCCGUAUUAAAGAAGAAAGAAGAUUUGGUUGCUGAUUUCAAAACAAUGGAGAUAUCUAAUCCAGCCGAAGAGGGUAACACAGAUAUAACUGAGACUGUGAACUAACUAGAAGAACCUGUAGGGUUUUUGGUUUGGUUUUUUUAAGAAUCAAUAUAAACCGUCCGAUUGUUUCGGAGUUCUUUGAUUUUAUAACAAGCAAGUGCGUGUUCGUGUUCUAUUGUUUUGUUGUAUCCUGUAAUGUUUGUGUUUUUCUUCUCCUUUUUCGGUAUUGUGGGUUUGCGUUUAUGAUAUGUUUUGCAAUCUGCAAUCAUUGACAAUU